This is a messenger RNA of Austrofundulus limnaeus, 3319 nucleotides long. It is a transcript of the gene shc1, whose product is annotated as SHC (Src homology 2 domain containing) transforming protein 1. The record is from RefSeq and is a predicted model, not a curated record. Gene Ontology annotation, cellular component: plasma membrane. Gene Ontology annotation, molecular function: receptor tyrosine kinase binding. NCBI's taxonomy places the organism in Eukaryota, Metazoa, Chordata, Actinopteri, Cyprinodontiformes, Rivulidae. Gene Ontology annotation, biological process: cell surface receptor protein tyrosine kinase signaling pathway; intracellular signal transduction.
GUCUUUCACGGAAGUGGCUUCAGAGAGAGAGGGGAGGAGGAAGGAAAGAGAGAAGAAGAAGAAGAAGUUUCUUCUGUAAAGAAGUUCAGGCUGUCUGUAGGAAGUGUGGCGGCGGAAACAUCGACGUGUUGUUGUGUUUUUGUUGUGUUUUUGUGUGAAGGACAGAAGUGUGAGCGGCGGCUCGUGAGGCGGGAGAGGACACACAACUUCUGGCAGCCUGUGUUGAUCGAUGGACUACAUGGACAUGAACCGGCUGGGAGGGGCGUCCAGGAGGGCGCGGGUGGAAGGAGGGCAGCUGGGAGGAGACGAGUGGACGCGCCACGGCUCCUUCGUCAACAAACCCACCCGAGGCUGGCUGCACUCUGACAGUCUGGUCAGCACCGCUGGUGUGUCCUACAGCGUCCGGUACAUGGGUUGUGUGGAGGUGCUGCAGUCAAUGAGAGCGCUGGACUUCAACACCAGGACUCAGGUCACCAGGGAGGCUAUCUCUGUGGUGUGUGAGGCGGUACCUGGAUCCAAAGGAGGACACAGGAGAAAGCCUUCCCCUCGCAGGGUGACCACCAUCCUCGGAAAGAGUAACCUGCAGUUUGCAGGCAUGACAAUCAACCUGACCAUCUCCACCAGCAGCCUCAACCUGCUGGCCUCUGACUGCAAACAGCCUGUCACAUCCUGGAGUGCUCCGAGGGUUUAGCCCAGGAAGUCAUCAGCACCAUCGGCCAGGCCUUCGAACUGCGCUUCAAGCAGUACCUGAUGACCCCGCCCAAAGUGGUCACACCUCAUGACAGAAUGGCUCCGUUUGAUGGCUCUGCGUGGGAGGAAGAGGAUGAUGAAUCUGCUCCUCCACCUCCUGCUGCACCUGAUGUCCCCUACUAUAAUAAUUUCCCAGGAAAACAGCCCCCCCCUGGUGGACUGGUUGACAUGAGGACCCGCCCAGGACCCACGCUGCCCUAUGGACAGCCAGGUCAGAGCGACAUUCACAAGCACCCUUUGCCUCCUCUACCAGUGGGUGCCAAAGAAGGGGCUCGGGAGCUGUUCGACGACCCCUCAUACGUCAACGUGGAUAAGCCACGCCUCCCGGCUGCAGCCAAUGGAAACGCUCACAAAGAUGCUUUUGACAUGAAGCCGCUCGAUGACGCCCUGGGUGUGUGUGGGCACAGUGGGCAGAGCGCCGUGGCCAUGGUGCAGCAGCUGCAGAACGAGAUCUGGUUCCACGGCAGUUUGAGUCGUAAAGAGGCAGAGAGGCUGCUGACCCGGGACGGAGACUUCCUGGUGCGGGAGUCUGGGACCACCCCCGGACAGUACGUCCUCACGGGACAGCAGGGGGGCCAGCCCAAACACCUGCUGCUGGUCGACCCAGAGGGAGUGCACACACACACACACACACACUUAUGCUUUAGUUACACACACAGCAACACUACAUGUGUCACUCCUGCAGAAAACAUUUAUCUCUGAUCACACACAAGCCAAAUAUCACCAGUUUCUCUGCUAAAUCACUUUUCUUGCUGCUGUUGCCACAUUUCUGCCAAACUGUGACCUGCAAUCCUUCACAAACUGUCAGGCGCCGAGCAGCGCUGCUGCAUCCCCCCUUCACCCCCCGACCUACUGUGAACCAGGGAGGAGCUCUGUGUCACAGCAAGGCAGAAAACUAAUGCAAAUUUUUUAAAGAGAUAAAGAAUGCACGCAAAGAUGUGAUUAUUAAGAAUCAGAACUGUCAUUGUGUGGAAAUGUGUACUGACAUGAUUGAACUACAGAGAGGACACGAGUUGAAUGGGUUUAGGAACAAACCAUCGCUGGAGCUUUUUUUACUGGUCGACAGGAGUUUGUUUCAGAGACUGCACCAAGUUCAAACUGUUACCUUCUGGAGAAGUAACGAGAGUCUUCUGGCUCGUCAGUGUGCUUAAACAAGUCUGCUUACUGUCUUCAGAGGACCGCCCCACCUUCAGUCCGUCACAGACUUGAGAACUGACCACUCUUGGAGCAAAGCCGGUAUGCAAAUCCAGAACAGCUAUGCUACUUCAUUUUGUUUCUGUUUGGUUUUUAUCACAAACAUUUUCAACAUCCGGAGUCCAGAAGAAUCCAAAACGGCUGUAUUUAAACCGAUCUGUUUGCACAUACAGGUACAUCUGCACACCUUUACACCACAUCACUCACAUCAGGCCAAAGAUCAGGAACUUAGUUGUUAAAGACGGGAAAAAACAGAAAGCCAUGGCAGUUAUCAGCAGUAAUCUGUCCUUUUUCUUUUCAAACAGUUUUAUUGCAGAUAAUUGAGGUGACGGUGCCUGAAUCUGGCAUCAGAAAUGACUUUUCUUUUUUUUUAAAGUACACUGAUGUCAUGAAAACAUUCAGAGAUGCAUUUAUCUGAUCUUUGCUUUUCAAUAACUCUUAACAUGUUUGCAUUGACAAUCUGUGGCUUCAGAGGAAACAAGAAGUGGUUACUUCAUGAAAACAUGUCAGAAAGCCUCAAAGCAGUGAGUUUCUCUUAGCAAAAUUAAUGCAAAGUGUGUCACAUGAAUGGUUUUUGUUGUUUUCUGUGUCUUGGGGAAUCUUUUGUUUUUUUAAAUCUAAAUGACACGUUUCAGAGCGUUUCUGUCGUUGGAACUGUUCAGCCAAACGUUCUUGGUGUGCUGUUUUCAAACUUUACAAAGACACGAAGGGAGACGUCGUUUUCGUCUCUCCUUCCACGGUUCAUGCUUUUGUUUUCUGUAUGUAUAUAUCUGUUUACUGUGCCUUGUUUCCUGGAUGCAGUCAUGUCAUUUAAGAUGCACUCACCUUAUGUACUUAACUCAGACGAAGUAAAACUGCAGGAGAAUCUCUGUUUUAACAAGUGGCACUCGAACCAAGACAAACAGCUCCAGUGAUGGCAAUCUCCUCUGAUGCACAUUCCUGCAUUCAGCUUCUAGUCACAGAUACUUGAUGUCACCAAUGUGGGGGGAAACGGGGGAUUUUUUGAUGACUUGUAAAUAAUCUUAAUUUUCGAUGGAUAUGCUUGCUCUUGGAUUGUUGUUUUCUUGUGUAUUUAAUGACUUGUUUGAUGAGCGAUAGAGACUUAGACAGCAUUAAUAGUUCAGUUUUAAAGCCAAAUGAUAAUGUCUGAUGGAAACCAAAAUCUUGAACUAGCAGAAGGGAGCCUUUUUUUCUGUAAACCUUGAAGUGCACGGUUCAGACCUUAUGAUGUGUACAGGUUAACUGUUCUGAACAUUUUACCUGGUCGAGACAGAGCCCAGGUGACAUCAGGGGAUUUGUUGAUUCAGCUUUGCCUCGUAAAAGUCAUUUAUUUUGUGUCUGACAGUUUAUUAAUAAAUUCAAAUAUGCACGAUAA